AUGUAUGGAAUAACGCAUUCAAAUCACUCCUCUGAAGGAGGCACUUAUGAUACGUUAGAAUUCAGCGAAACUCCUAGCAGAAUAAAACUUCAAAAACUAUCUAGCAAGCUUAUAAGCUACCAAACUGGCAUCGAGUCUGAAAAACAAGCACAAGCUGACUCAUUUAAAUAUAGGAUGCACCAGCUUGAGGAUAAGCUCUCAAAAAUUCAGCUAUCUGACGACUCAAAAUUUUCUGUAAUUUCUUACCCAGGUCCUCAAAGACCAGCUCAGUAUAGCCCAGGACCUGCUUUAGAUAAACGUUGCCACUUCAACCUGUGGGGUUGACAAGUGAGAAGUAUAUUGGCACUCCCAACUUUUAGGGUUGAGCUAGCAAUGUGUAGUCCAAGGCGAUCAAAUCAGGCUUUGGGCUAUAAAAUCCAAGAAAAUCUUUCAACCGAACAUCUAGCUCUCGAAAUCCUUGACGAGCGUAAAGUAAAAGAGCUUAAAUUAUGCGAAAAUAACACCCACAUCAACCUAUCCUUACUCCCUCCUUUAAAUUGGAACAAAAUAUUGGUAGAAUUUCCAUUUUUUGGGUACUUUAACCCCUUUAAAUUGGAACAAAAUUUUUUUUAAUGGCAAAAUUUUAUAGGUAGAAAAUACGAAAUUUUUAUGAAAUAAAUUUUUAACUAGUUUAAUGGAAAAAAUGCAGUAGAAUAUUAUUUAAAUAGGUUUUAAACUGAAUCUUUUAAGUUUUAUUAAUUAAUUAAAUCUUCAUAAAAUAAAUUAAAAUUCCAGUUUAAUCUAUAUUUUUUAAUUUAAUAAAUUUUUUAUAUUGUAAAAUUUAAUAUCAUUUUUUUUUGAUAAACAAAAUUAACCCCUCUUUAAAUUUGUUCAGAUUUUUUUGUUUCCAUAUAAAUGGCGGGAAAUUAGAAAGACAAGGCCGAAAAGAGCAAGAAGUAAAAUUAUUGAAAAAUAUUGAAGACAAAUUUUUUGAAAUAAAAAUAGAAGUAGCAAAAGAAAAAAAAAUCAGGGAAGAAAAAGAAGAAGAAAAAAACGCAGAAUUCGGGGAACAACUGGAAACGUUACAAGGGGAAAUUGAAAAUGAAAUGAGGACGAGAGAAGAUGGGUAUGAUAAAAUUAUAAAAAAUAUUGGAAGUGAGCUGCAAAGAUGCUAUAGUGAGCUGGAAGUAGAUAAAAAGAAAAGAGAAGAAGAGCAUACGAUUUAUGCGAAAUUUAUUAAUGAGAUGAAAGCCAGGGUUAAGAAUGAGAUUAAUUUGGAGAAAAAAGAAAGAGAAGCGACAGAGGAGACCUUGAUAAGAUUGCUAGAAGAGACAUGCCAGAAGGUUGAGACGGGGAUAGGGCCAAAGCGAUAUUUUUAA
This is a messenger RNA of Blepharisma stoltei, 1358 nucleotides long. Lineage: Eukaryota; Ciliophora; Heterotrichea; Heterotrichida; Blepharismidae. The record is from the annotation of a GenBank genome assembly.